This is a messenger RNA of Anguilla anguilla (European eel), 2751 nucleotides long. It is a transcript of the gene vegfaa, whose product is annotated as vascular endothelial growth factor Aa. Gene Ontology annotation, molecular function: growth factor activity; chemoattractant activity; vascular endothelial growth factor receptor 1 binding. NCBI's taxonomy places the organism in Eukaryota, Metazoa, Chordata, Actinopteri, Anguilliformes, Anguillidae. The coding region runs from base 645 to 1277 and encodes 210 amino acids. The record is from RefSeq and is a predicted model, not a curated record. Gene Ontology annotation, biological process: induction of positive chemotaxis; vascular endothelial growth factor receptor signaling pathway; sprouting angiogenesis. The transcript has 8 exons. Gene Ontology annotation, cellular component: membrane.
CACUAGCCGGGCACGCGGACCGAGUUCAGAGACAGCGGGACAAAACUGCAUAUCUCGGAUCUGGAUGCAAUAACUGUUAACAAAAUUAUAAAGGAAAGGAGCCACGGAAAUAACAUUCAGCGAAUUUCGGAGAAGGGAUUUUUGAUUGAUCACAUUGCACAGGCAUAUAUUUCAGUAGACUGCGGCUUUCAUUUUUGUGAUCAUAUGUAGCCUAGACCCUUGUCUGCUGCACUACACAACGAGCGCAAUAGUUGUAUUUGGAAGUCUUUAAAGUGUUGGUGCUUUCCCCUGACGAGCACCCUCUUGGAGAGGGUUGAUCUAUUGAAUAUGUGAUAUCUGCUGUGCUUUGGAUUGUAAUAUCCUUUGAAGAUUUUUUUGCCUGAAUAAGGAAACGUGAAACGCAUACCGGAAUUCUGUCGUUUCUGGAUGAAUUGAGAGUCAGUGGCAGCAUUUACAAGUUAUUCUAAACGGCUUUUUCCCAGGUGUCGGGUCUGUCCUCGUAGGACUGGAAUGGAACCCAUCCUACUAUAGCCCUCUUCAAUAAAUUAUUCAUGUUUUAGCGUUUAAUUCCUGCAAAUGUGUAUGAAGCCUCUUGUCAGCUGAAUUUUUUUGAAACAACGACGUUCACCUUUGGAAUUACAACCAUGAACUUUGCUGCCAGCUUGUAUAAAUUAUUUUUUGCACUUGCACAUUUAUCUGCUGUAAAGACUGCUGUCAUACCCAAAGAGGUGGAAAACAGUAAAAAUGACGUGGUCCCCUUUAUGGACGUGUACAAUAAGAGUCUCUGCCGGCCUAGGGAGCUCCUUGUGGACAUCUACCAGGAGUACCCAGAAGAGAUUGAGCACACCUAUAUCCCGUCCUGCGUCGUUCUCAUGCGCUGCGGGGGCUGCUGCAACGACGAGGCGCUGGAGUGCGUUCCCGUAGCAACGCGCAACGUCACCCUGGAAGUCAAACGAGUAAAACUGCGUGUGACGCAGCACAAUUUCCUACUGAGUUUUACGGAACACACAAGUUGUGAAUGCAGACCAAAGAAAGAAGUGAAAGAGAAGAAAGCAAAAAAACCUGGGAGGGGCGAAGGACAAAAGAGAAAGAGAAGGAAGGAGAGGGGGAAAAGGCGACACUUCCACUGUGAGCCUUGUUCAGAGAGGAGAAGGCGCAUAUAUGUGCAGGACCCCUUCACCUGUAAAUGCUCCUGCAAAUACUCACAGUUAUACUGCAAGUCCAGACAGCUUGAGUUAAACCAAAGAACUUGCAGAUGUGAUAAACCAAGGAGAUGAGAAGCGGGGACAGGAGCUCAGACAUGAAGGAGGAUUCUCUGCACGGCACUUUGAACUCAGACCUUUGAACUCUGAACCUUUUUCUCAGAGGAUGCAUUCCCUGGACCGACUGAGAAAAGAGUGAGACAGGAAUAGCCCUGUCCCAUAUUCUUUAAAUAUGAAUAUAUAUUUAAAGACAGACAAUGAUUAAUAUGUACUGCUGCUAUGAAGAAAAAACUAUUUAAAAAGAACUGUAUAAAGCAAACGAAUGCACCAGCACGUGCUGGUGUGUGAACAGGACUGUGUUUUUUUUUUUUUUUGAACUUAUCGAGUUGUGAAAGUUCACUGGAUAUAAUAUCUGCUGUGGACAUAGAAGACCACGAAACAGAAUGGAGACAAUGGAGACUUUGCCAUUCAUCUGCUGGAGAAAGGCCAAGUGCAUUUAUGCAAGAGGAGACAGAAGGAAGACCUAUCUGCAUUAGCAAUGCCACUUCCUGCUAGCUGUGGAAGUAUUGUAUCCAGGGCGACUAAAACCCAGUUGGACUGGGAGCUCAGAAACUUGUAAAGGGAUAUUAAUUGUAGGUAUAUAUAGAAACUCCUGAAAUUAAAUUGCCUGGUAAAAUUAAGUUUCAAGGAGAAUUGGCAUUCAUUGACACUGUAGAAAUGGAUAACAUCUGUCCAUUUGCUUGUGAGAUUCAUUUUCCAAAGAUAACAUUGCACGCACUAGUAAGAAUAAUAAAGAUAUGGCGAGAUAACUAUCUUUAUAUACAUACAUAAUAUCCCUUUUUGUAGUUCUUUGCAUUUAAUUUAUAAUGUUAGAACAUUUUCAUUAUUCUGUGUAUUUAAUUGAUCUAUUUAUAUGCAGUGUUAUAUUAAUAAUAUUUUGCAUUUUUGUUGCCUUGCCCUAGAAAAUAUGAUAACUUUUGACACCUUUUGUUUUUUUUAAAGAAAAGGAGAAAAGCAAACAAACCAACCACUUUGACAUUCCUGAAGGAGCAAGUUUGAUGAAGUGUGAGAUUCGAUUUAUUACCAAACCUGGGCCUGCUACUCAUGGCCAUGUGGGCGCUCACAGUUGGGUUCACGUUGGGUUCAAAUUCAGUUGCGUGUUCAUGUUGUGUUUGUGGUGUUUUUGUGUUGACAGUGCGCAUUCGCGAUUGGUCUGAUGCCCAGCUGCAGCAACCUGCCUCUCUGUGCUCUGACCAUGUUCCCCAGACCCAGGGGGCGGAGCUUACACGAGCUCCGCCCCCUGGGUCUCACAGUAAAAUAUUACAUUCUGUUUUUGUGUUAAAGUAACGUGUGUCAACAUUGUGUUUUUUUUCUUGUUUUUUUUUUGUUAUCAUGUCCAGCCACGUUUUUAGCGUUUUUUCACAUUAAUAUAUUUAUUGGUGCUGUAAAUAUACAUGUUUAAAUAACAUCCAUUCUGUUUCUAGUGUUACUAGUAUACAUAUUUAUUUUCAAAUUAUAUUGUUUUUUAUUAAAGUAAAAAUGAAAUUUA